Messenger RNA from Guillardia theta CCMP2712, 1692 nucleotides. RefSeq lists its product as hypothetical. The record is from RefSeq and is a predicted model, not a curated record. The transcript is spliced from 9 exons. NCBI's taxonomy places the organism in Eukaryota, Cryptophyceae, Pyrenomonadales, Geminigeraceae. Bases 1 to 1692 code for a protein of 563 amino acids.
AUGGCGGGACAGUUCGACCCGUCGACGGGGAGGAGGCCGUUCCAGAAGAAGAGGAGAGAGUCAGAUGCUGAUGUCGUCAGCUCUGUUGAGAGAGAUGAGCAGGAACAAGGCCAAGAUGCAGUCAAGUCAGCGAAGAAGAAUGCUGGUUCGAAGAGCCCUGGGGGAAAGGGGAAACAAUCGGCCGGGUCGCCCGUUGAAGGAGCGGGCAGGAAGCGCAAAAACGAGAAUCAAGGUCAAAACAAGGAAUUGGCAAUAGAACCCCCCGCAAAGAAAGCAAAGGAGUUCUCAGCGAAGGCAGCAAGUCAGCCUACUCCUCCAGCGAAGAACACACCUACCACAAAGACCCCUGCAAAGAAGACUCCUGCAAAGAAGACGCAACCUGGAAAGAUGACAAAAGAACAGUCUGCGAGCAAGCAGACAGGGAAGCAUGAAUUGUCUAGAGACCGGUCCGAUCUGCAAACACCAUCAGAUAGCAAGGGAAAGAGGAAAUCCGAUCAAAACAUGGAAGUGUCGAAUCAAAACGGGAAGUCGGGCAGCAAGCGGGCCAAAACAACACCAAUGAAACCAGAUAAGAGAAUGGAUGAAUCUCUCCAAAAUGAGAGUGGAAGUAAGAAGAAGGGAGAUCAUCGCUCAAUGGACAAAGAUGCUCAGGAAGCCGAUGUGAAAAGGAAAUCAGAUGUCGAUUCGCGAUCAUCUCCACGAACUCUUAGAAACGUUCAGUCGCACCAGGCCAGUAAACUUAACGGCACUACGCCAAGGAACGCCAAGAGCUCCGCUAUGAGCAUGUCGCCCACGAAUGCACCGGUUGUCAAGGAUGUCACGAGCUCUUCGGAGAGGCGCUCUUCCCCUAAGAAUACCAAGAGCUUGAGUCCCAAGAGUUCGAAAACUUUGACCCAGAAGAGCACCAAGAACUCUACUACGAAGAGCACUAAAACUCCCAAGAGCUCAAAUCCUAAAACUCCCAAGAGCUCAAAUCCUAAAACUCCCAAGAGCUCAAAUCCUAAAACUCCCAAGAGGUCAAAUCCUAAAGGGUCAAAAAGUGCAACUUCGAAGAACGGGAAUGGAUCGACCCCAAGUUCUGUAAAGCCUAAGGCUCACGCAAAAAUACCCAAAAUGAUAAAAGCGUUCUUCAAGGAGCAUCAAGAGAAGAAGAAACGAGAAGAAGCCUCUGCGCAGAUGAGGUUGGAAGAGGAAAAGGAACAACAAGAAAGCAAGGCUACAGAUCAACCUGUGGUGGAUACACUCCAACUUGAAAAAAGCGAUACACCAGAAAAUCUAUCGAAAAUGCAGAAACGUCGAGUGGACAUGAUGAAGUCAGCUGAGUGGAUGCUUGAGAUUGGCAAGAAGAGGAAGUCACCACGCAAGGCAAAGGGCGCAGGAAGCCUUGAUGAUAUAUCUGAUAGCGACGAAGGGGAUGGAGCUAUGAACGAAUACUUCUUACCCGCCUACCAUCACAUGAUCGACGAGUUGAAGAAGAUAAACUUUGAUGCGAAUCAAUUCAUUCUGGACACGUCGGACCAGUGCGAGGAUGGUGUACAGAAAGUCCUCAUCGAGAAUCGGCUGGGGUUGUCGAAACUUACACAGAAAGACAAGAAGGAGAUUGAAAAGCUAGCAGCCAGGAUUAGCAAGGAGAAUCAAGAUUAUGUCCCAAAGAAGGAACCUUUGAAACGAGAGAAGCGAGGGAGAAAGUGA